Molecule: messenger RNA, 1242 nt
Organism: Aplysia californica (California sea hare)
Lineage: Eukaryota; Metazoa; Mollusca; Gastropoda; Aplysiida; Aplysiidae
Exons: 2
Coding region: 302-991 (229 amino acids)
Biological process (GO): regulation of transcription by RNA polymerase II
Cellular component (GO): transcription regulator complex; nucleus
Molecular function (GO): DNA binding
Source: RefSeq, a predicted model, not a curated record
CAUUUAGUAAAUUAUGUAAACUAUGAAAUAGAUUGCCUAAGCACCGCGGGCACAGGCGUCUCGGGUUUAUGGUGACUAUAAAGUUUGUGCUUUGUCACAACUUUCCGGCAACGCAACUGUUGCUCAAUUCUCCUGUGUUACAUACCAAACUGAAACACAAUUGCGCGCACAGGCAACUAAACAGUCUCCGGACUCGACGAGGCCCCGCCACUUCCCGCAGUUUUUACCCAGCGCAACAGACUUGGCAGAGGUACACACAAACAAUAGAGUCUACAUUGUUUCGCUUCUGCUAGAAAACUAAAUGGAUUACGAUCCAACUUGGAUUGAACAAUUUAUUUCUCUCAUUGAAAAGAAGCCUGUCCUCUACAACAAGAACUCAGAUGAGUAUGCUGACAAAGACAAGAAAAAGAAAGCUUGGGUCGAGGUUUGUGAGGCUAUGAUUGAGAACUGGGAAGAUUUGAGUCAAGAGGAAAGACAAGUCAAAGGUAAUGAAGUACAAGGGCGUUGGAAGAACCUGAGAACAUGCUUUGCGAGGGAGCUCAGGGCACAGACGAAAGGGGUGUCAGGCCAGGCAGCCAAGAAGAGGCGACGCAAAUACAUCUACUUCGAGCGGCUGAUGUUUCUUCAUCCCACGAUAGAAGAUAGAAGAGAGACAAAAAGGGACGAAACUGUUCAUGAAACCACUAGGUCUACUGAAGCCGAACAGCAGGUGCUCGACGAAGAUGAGGCCCAAUCCAUCCAAAACCGGCUCUCUCAACCAGGUCCGUCUCGUUCUAAAAAGAGACAAGAAGUGUCCUUCGAGGAGACUCUUCUCAAUAUUUUACGAGAUAAGCAUGAGGAGAUAGAUGAAGAUAAGUCUUUCCUUUUGUCUCUUUUGCCAGCAAUGAAAAGAAUUAGAAGCGAAGAACACAAAUGCGAAGCCAAAAUUGAAAUGCUUCGCAUAACUAACAAAUAUCAAUUUAUGGACUCUCAACCCUCGGUCAAAAAAUAGGUCACCAGUCGGAGAAGCUGGUCAGGAACUCACCCCCCGUCAGUCGAUAUGGCUACAUGAAUCAGUCGCAAAGAAAUCGAGUACUAGCUACUAUUGCAACUGCGCUGUAUUCACAGGCCCACCCCGCCUUUACUGUGCCCUGCAUGAUGGAAGUUAUCACUGAUACUCCCCAAGAGAGUAUGAAUGAUUGAUUGACUGUAUGAAUUGAAUUUUAUUUUUUACGAAAGAAUAUAUUCAUUGUUGAAAUUUUA